Messenger RNA from Durusdinium trenchii, 983 nucleotides. The record is from the annotation of a GenBank genome assembly. NCBI's taxonomy places the organism in Eukaryota, Dinophyceae, Suessiales, Symbiodiniaceae.
CUUUCCGGAGAUGCCACGAGGGCGAGAGCCCUACCAACGACACCCGGACCUGCGUUUUCGACGGGACCACGGGACCGUCGCGGGGGGGCACCGUCGGUCUACAAAGCUGCACCGACCCAUGCAGUGCAUCCGCUGCUGUCGCUGUGGCAAGGGUGCACAGGCCGACGCCUCCGACGGUUCCGAGUCGGAGGCCGAGAGCAGCGUGGACGAGGAGAUUCAAGAGGAGAUUCGAAAUCACGAGCAAGAAUGGGAUUCUUUGUUUUUCCCGAUGGACGCCCUGUGUGGCAUUUGUCCCAGGGAGGAGGAGGAGGAGGAAACAGAGCUAGAGGUCCUUUUUGGGACUUGGAGAUGUGUGGACACCUGGGGCUUGGAAGACUUUCUGAAAGCCAACAGGGUCGGCCUCAUCCAGCGCAAGGUGGCCCUGGCGGCCAAAUGGCCCAAUUGGGACUUCCACCGGAGCGAGCAGGGCGUGCGCUUUGUGAAUCACAGUAUGUUAGGCGACCUGGUGGAGGAGGUGAAUCUGCAGGAGGAAUACGUCUCAAGAGACGGCCAUGGCAACCUGCUGCGAUGCCAGGCCGAAUGGGUUCAGAUCUCCACCGGCGGCAUGCUGCGCACCAAGAAGACGGGCGAGAUCGGCGAGUGGACUGAAGAGAGAUCAGUCACCGGCGACAAGCUCGAGUUCGUCCUGCGGCAGUCCAACGGCGCCCAAUGGGGGCGAUCCUUCGUUCGGGAGACGCCUGCGAUGCUGUGAGAAGGCACAUUUGAAGGACCACCGCGGUCACAAAGAGCCCGCGAUGAUCUCGCCCUCAGUGACUCGAUGACAAUGAUCCCUUUGAUGUCCUGCCAGUGGCGGAAAAAGUGGCCCGUGGGCAUGCGGCAAGUAUGCGCAAGAUUUGGAUGCUCCCAGGAGGGACUGUAUACAUUCACACAGAGAGCAGAUUCAAACAGCAGUUUCACAAUGAUUGCAAUCGUUGCACUCAUCC